This is a messenger RNA of Colletotrichum graminicola M1.001, 1020 nucleotides long. Its product is annotated as TatD family hydrolase. NCBI's taxonomy places the organism in Eukaryota, Fungi, Ascomycota, Sordariomycetes, Glomerellales, Glomerellaceae. Bases 1 to 1020 code for a protein of 339 amino acids. Gene Ontology annotation, molecular function: 3'-5'-DNA exonuclease activity. Gene Ontology annotation, cellular component: cytosol. The record is from RefSeq and is a predicted model, not a curated record. The transcript is spliced from 2 exons.
AUGGCACCGGAUGCAGACCUACUCGCCGGCUUCCCGACAAAAGCGCCGGUGAAGCCGACCAAGAAACUUCGCUUCGCGGAUGUCGCCGUCACAGCGACAGCAAAGGAGUUUGCAGGCUUCUACCGUGGCAAGCAGUAUCACGAGCCGGACUUUGAUGACGUCCUCGACCGUGCCCUGGCCGCCGGGGUCGACAAGGUGAUGCUGACGGGCAUGUCGCUCGGCGACGCGGCAAUCAACUUUACCAUUGCGAAGUCACGGCCGGCGGGGACCUGUUUCGUUACCCUUGGUAUACACCCGUACCACGCGGCCGAACCGGAUGCCGAAGAGGAUGGCGGCGAGGACGGGUACUUCAAGAAGCUGGCGCAGGCCGUACGCGUCGCUCUGAAACACACGCUCGGAGGGUCCCCCUCGGUGUUGGCUGCCUUUGGGGAGCUUGGCCUCGAUUACGACCGUCUCAACCACGCCUCCAAGGAGGCCCAGAUCCGCACCUUCAAACGCCAACUGGACCUCUUUGUCGAGGAGCGGUUCGACCUGCUCCUGUUCCUCCACUGCCGCGCCGCAUUCGACGACUUCGCGGGCGUUGUCGGGCCCUACCUCCCCAAGCUGCCCCGUCGAGGUCUCGUCCACUCCUUCGUCGGCACCUCGACCCAGAUGAAAGCCCUCGUGGAAAUGGGGUUCGACGUCAGCGUCAACGGCUUCAGCUUCCAGGACAGGGAGAGCCUAGAGAUGGUGCGCGAGAUCCCGCUGGAGAGGCUGCAGAUCGAGACGGACGCCCCAUGGGGCGAGAUCCCCGCCGGUUCGGAACUUGCCAAGAGGUACCUUGCCAAUGCGCCUGCUCUACCGCAGAGUAAGAAGAAGGACAAGUUCGAAACGGGGCUCAUGGUAAAGGGCAGGAACGAGAGUUGUACGAUGGAAAGGGUGGCUUAUCUCGUGGCGGGGUUGAAGGGCUUGAGUGUCGAGGAAGUGGCGGAUGCUGCAUGGAAGAACAGCGUCAACAUGUUCAAGCUCAGUGAGCUGUAG